This is a messenger RNA of Aspergillus caelatus, 1898 nucleotides long. Its product is annotated as PP2C family serine/threonine-protein phosphatase. The coding region runs from base 130 to 1590 and encodes 486 amino acids. The record is from RefSeq and is a predicted model, not a curated record. The transcript has a single exon. Gene Ontology annotation, molecular function: protein serine/threonine phosphatase activity. Gene Ontology annotation, biological process: protein dephosphorylation. NCBI's taxonomy places the organism in Eukaryota, Fungi, Ascomycota, Eurotiomycetes, Eurotiales, Aspergillaceae.
CUUACUGAUCACCCCCUUACUUGGAGAUUGACUGAUAUAAGCAUUCUCGUAGAACCCCAACAAGGGAUAUGCUCGUGGUGCAACGCGAUCUGAGAAUAUUGCCUCAGCCUUUCCCUCCCCCAGUCGACUAUGCUGUCCUUACGCGUGCGUGGCACGCGUUUAGUUGGUCGCGUGACUAGGACUUCCCUCUCACAGACGAAGGCCCGAAACUUUUACUCAGGGAAGGACACAUCUCCAGCUGCCAACAAGACAUGGAAGUCCUUUGCAAUUGCUGGCGCAGUUAGUGCACCAGGCUUUUGGUUGUUGACAUCCACUCGCGACGACGAUGUGCCUCGUCUCGAGGCUCCACCAACCGGACACUUAGUGGCCGAGGCGGGUCCUUCCAAAGACGAAGUGACGCGUAUCAUAUCUCAAGAUGCAUAUUCAUUUGCAGUCAGGAGUGUUGCUGGGGUGAACAGAUACGAUGGCACACAGCUAGAGUCCAAUAGCCUGUGCGAGGACCGGUUCACCCAUGGUAUGUUCCCGUCACCGUUGAAUGAUGGCACUCAAUGGAUGGCCUGGGCGGUCUUCGACGGACAUGCUGGCUGGCAAACUGCAGAGCUCUUGAAGGAUCAACUCUUGCCGUUUGUGCGACACAGCUUGAGCCAAGUUAAGUCAGCAUCCUCUGGUGAAGAAUCCAUACCCGACGAGGUGUUUCACCACGCAAUCAUGAAGGCGUUUGUGGACCUGGAUGAUUCGAUUAUAAAGACAGCCAUGCAAACUGUCCAGAGUAGUGAAUCGCUGCAGGACAAGCUGAAGAAGCUGGCUCCAGCUUACGCUGGUUCAUGCGCUCUACUCUCCAUGUAUGACUCGGCCACAAGCUCAUUGCACGUGGCGUGUACUGGAGAUUCCAGAGCGGUUUUGGGACAACAAAUGCCAGAUGGCAAUUGGGAGGUAAUCCCAUUGUCAGUCGACCAGACUGGCAGCAAUGAGGAUGAGGUUGAGCGAAUUAACCAGGAGCACCCGGGCGAAGAGAACAUAGCGAAAAAUGGACGGAUUCUAGGGAUGAUGGUCUCGCGAGCUUUUGGCGAUAGUCGGUGGAAGUGGGCUUUGGACCUACAGCAGGACCUCAAGGAAAGGUUUGGGGGGCCAUCACCCCUGACGCCCAGGUACGACGUUCGCACACCACCAUAUCUAACUGCCGAGCCUGUUGUGACAACUACGAAGAUUGAUCCGAGUAAACCUUCGUUUGUCAUACUUGCCACGGACGGCAUGUGGGAUACACUCUCCAAUCAGCAGGCUGUAAAUCUAGUGGGUAAAUGGCUGGAUGCACAAAUCCAUGGGCAUCCAUACAGCGAACCGAAAGCAGAGUAUAAACGUGUCGACUUCGGUGACCUUGGAAAUGGGGUGGGCUGGGAAUUUGAGGAGGGGAGAACGACAAUCCAAGAUGAUAAUGUUGCCGUGCACCUGGUGCGCAAUUCCCUCGGGGGAAACCACCACGAGCUCAUAGCAGGCCGUCUCGCUCUGGGUUCUCCUUUCUCCCGCAAUAUACGGGAUGAUAUGACCGUGCAAGUGGUUUUCUUCAACUGCCCACAUCUACCAUCAAAGUAGGCCACAAGUGACAUAGUAAAAGAAUCCACGAUGACUUAUCUUCAUAAAUGUUUGUUUAAUCCCAAGUAUAAUUAAGCGGCCCACUUGGGGUGGCUACUACAACCGGUCAUGAAGUUAUCUCGGCAGCAACCUCAAAGGAGGUGAAAGCAAAUGCCAUGCCUGAUGUGACGUUGGAUUCGCCGGCUGAUCGCUAUCGUAAACUCAUCCGGUCACUGAUGAUGCCGCUAUAUAGGUGGGAAGAUAUCUCACAUGGCUUUGAAGUUAAUCUCGAGCCUCGGAAACUAUGGCCCACAUCCGGUAUUGAACAC